UUCGAUCUUAUAAAGCAACGGAACGCUAUAAAACGGCCCCCACCCCGUUUGUCCUUUCGUAGUUAUCGACUUGAUCGUUGGAACCUUCUUCAACUGAAGCCAUGCCGUACUAUACGAGGAACGAUGACGACGUUAACGAUUUCGACGAGUAUGAUCCGACACCGUAUGGAGGAGGAUACGACAUUGCCUUGACAUACGGCCGUCCCACCCCACCGUCUGAGGAGACCUGCUACCCAAACAGCUCCUCCGCUGACGAGAUCGACUACGAUCGCCCCCACUUCUCCUCGCACGCCAAGCCCUCCGCCUACGCCGACGACCAUCUCCAGGAGGAAUACACUAGCUAUUCCCGUCCAAAGCCCCGACCUCGCCCUGCUCACGGCGGUGCCCAUGGAGGGGAUGUGUUUUUAGAUGCUAGGCCUGAGCCUGGUUAUGGGUCCCAGCAUGAAAGGACAAGGCCUGACUCCGAUUAUGGAGAUGAGUCACCAAGGAGGCAUAAUCAUGGGAGGCGAGGAGAUGAGUCACCAAGGAGGCAUGAUCAUGGGAGGCGAGGAGAUGAGUCACCAAGGAGGCAUGAUCAUGGGAGGCGAGGAGAUGAGUAUGAAAGGCGCGAUUCGGAUGAUGAAGAGCGUUAUAGACGCAAGAAACAUGGAGACGAUGAUGAUUCUGAUGAUGAAGAGAAGAAACACCAUCGUCACAAACAUCACCACCACAAGAAGCACUCUGAUGACGACGAGUGAUGCCGCUGAUUUUGAAGGGAAUUCUCGCCAUGCUACUUAAUAAAGGAUUGAGUCAUGAUUCCUUUUUAAUAAUCGUUUUGUGUGAGAGCUCUUUUAUGUUUCCUGUAUUACGAUGGAUGAUCUGUUAAUAAUAAUACGCAUGCCGCCAUUAGCCAGUAGCUACUGGGCAUGUUUCGUCUUUAA
This is a messenger RNA of Manihot esculenta (cassava), 920 nucleotides long. RefSeq lists its product as uncharacterized. Lineage: Eukaryota; Viridiplantae; Streptophyta; Magnoliopsida; Malpighiales; Euphorbiaceae. Gene Ontology annotation, molecular function: phosphatidic acid binding. The record is from RefSeq and is a predicted model, not a curated record. The transcript is spliced from 2 exons. The coding region runs from base 102 to 737 and encodes 211 amino acids.